Leishmania mexicana MHOM/GT/2001/U1103 is the source of this 1521-nucleotide messenger RNA. RefSeq lists its product as hypothetical. NCBI's taxonomy places the organism in Eukaryota, Euglenozoa, Kinetoplastea, Trypanosomatida, Trypanosomatidae. The transcript has a single exon. Bases 1 to 1521 code for a protein of 506 amino acids. The record is from RefSeq and is a predicted model, not a curated record.
AUGCUCGGCGCACAAUCUGCCCCUUCGUUCCUGCCGGCAUCGGCGUCGCGGUCAUCAGCGCCGCAGUGUACGCAGCCUCAGCAGCUGAUUGAACGCAGGCCACAUGACACACUUGUACAGCAUUCCCCGUACGGGCCGUCACGGAACACCAUCUAUGGGUGGGGCAAUCUCUUCCAACCCCCCAUGACCGCCACCGUUCCUGGCCACCCGUGCAUCCACAUCGGAAUCAGCUCGCUGAAUGGCGUGCCAACUGUAGGGCAAUCGGACAGGUCGAUGCGCAGCCUGCUGACUCAGUAUCGCAAGAAGUUCAACUGUUUGGAACACUGCUACCCUUACCAUAAGGUGGGAGACCCGGGGACAUGGAGGAUGUGGGCGGACAUGGUGAGGAACAGCAAUGUUACCGACGGCGGCCGCGCCCAUUCACUCAAAACGGCAUCGGUGCUCCCACCACACACAGUUGAAGGCGCUGCUGCCGCUGGUGUCUCCUCCGCGGGAGCGACGCCGUUGCGCCCUCUCACCGUCAACGCCAACCGCUUUUUGUACACCAUCAAGGCGAACAAUUUCCUCACUCACGUCAAGCAGCUGCAGAUGGACGACGCGGAUGUCCUGGCUCACGUGCAGGUCUUUUUUCAAGAGCUGUGCCCACUGCUGGAGCCGUUUUUGGGUCCCGUGUUGGUGCAGCUACCGCCGUCUUUUGGGUACUCAGCUGCCAACGUGCAGCGACUCACCAGGCUGUAUCAGCUGUUCUCCCAAGAGGAAGUGCUGUUGCUAGAGACAACGUCGGUACCACCCAAGGCUUUUUCGUCUUCAGGAACGCCCUCGACACCGGCGCCUUGCUCGAGUGCACCGCGGAGGCAGCGACGCCUCCGCGUCGCGGUGGAGUUCAGAAGUCGCUCGUGGUACCGCGACGAGACGUUCGGCCUCCUGCGCUCCUUUCGCUGGGCACUUGUGGUGGCGCACCACCACGAUGACCCGACGUACUCGCAAGUGGUCGACACCGGUGCGGGAUUCCUCUACGUCCGCCUACACGGACCGCUCGGACGCAACGUGGGCGACUACGGUCCUUUGGCGAUGCGACUGUGGGCAGAAAAAAUGGUGCAGUACCUCCAUUCCGAAAGGAGUUCUGCCGACGGCGGCGCGACGAGUGCAGUACCAGACGAUGCGACACGUGAAGUUUUUAUCUUUCUGAAUAACAGCGACUCCAAUGUAGGCGGCACGACGAGCUCGGCCGUGGACGCGACAUGCCUUGCUGAGCAGAUGCAAAACCUACUCCAGUGCACAUCCUCGCGGCCACCUCCCGCCAAAACGGCGGCUGCUUCACCACCUCCUCGUGUGAGUGCCGAGCCGCAGCCAGUCUUGGGGUGCGUUGAAGCGGGAACCCCGAAUGCGUUGCCCGAAGACGACCGUCGCGCUUCUUUUGCUCAGCACGUGCAGGGUGAGACGGACACUCCACCGCUCAAGCGACAGCGCACGACGUCGCGAGGCAGCGGCACGCGCGAGGACGAGGUCGUGAUCGAUUAG